UUUAGCACUUUGCGGCGGCGGGGGUGCAUCGAGAGUGAGAGAGAGGGAUGAAAAAUGGUGCGGAGUUUUUCGUACCGAAGCUACUGGCAAUUUAUAAAUAGCUGUCCGGCGGAUGAGGUUAUUUUUGUAUUUCCCCAGGGUGGUGCCGCGUGGGAACUCGUUCAAUAUUUUGUCAUGCCUUCCGGUACAGACACAGCUUUCCUUUUCCUCCCACCUCUUCUCCUUUCUUUCUCUUGUGCUCUUGAUGAGUCCGCUCGUGUGUCUGUGUGCAGUAGUACUUUCUGUUUCCCCGCCGUCUGUGCAUUCUGGGAAGAGAAGAAAUUCCAUCGUGCCGGGAGAAAACCUCGCUGGCGUUUUUCGCCAGUUCUGCGAAUAUGUAAGGCUUGCAGUCGGUGACUGCACAAUACGCCGUCGCAACAGUGUGGGUUAUGGAAGGAGCGUCGUCGGCGCCUUGCCUGGCUGACGAGAGACCGCGGUGUUGAGUCAAAUCGGUCUCGACCAUGUCGCCAUCGGUUCCGUGGUUCCCAGUAGUGCUGGUCUCGUUGCUGCAAGUUUUGCCGGAAACGUUAGCCAAGGACUCGUUGCCGAAAAGCAAUGUGCUCUCUCCUGCCGUCCUGAGGUUAGCUCCAGUCAAAGAGGACAUGGGCAAGGCUGAUUCCAAUAAGGAUCCCGAGAACAUGGAUGACGACGCCUUCCUCAGAGCGUUGCAUGAAAAGAUAGAUCGGUGGGAAGGGAAGAAGCGGAAGAUGAGUCCGUCGACGGCAGUGGACGGGCGUCUGUCGCUGGUCGAGUACUUGGACUCGAAGCAGCGUGGCACUACUGGGACCGUGGCUGUCGUCGACAACGUCAAGGACAUCCUGAGCAUGAUGAAGAGGAAUCGAUUGAAGAACGCGCCGUCGUCGCACCUGGCCAAGGCGGGAAACCGUUCCGAGUCCACGGUGAUGAGCGUCCGAAAGGCCGAAGACGCCUUUUUCGACGACGGCUUCUCGCCACCCGAGCCGCCCGUCAUUGGGAGGAAGGCGGUUCUGCAGCAAAUCGCGGAAAAGAAGUACAGCUUGGAUCUAACCACGAAAGCACCCGUUGAGACUAAACCGACGACUGUUCGUCGUACGACGAAGCACUCCGUCCUGACUGUUUGGGAAGAUCAACUCGACGAGGAUUACUCUGAAGAGGCGUCGUAUAGCAGGGAAAAUGAAAAGCCGCAUGUCUUGUCCAAGCGGUCUCCGACUGAUGGCGUAGUCACUAGUAUUCGUCCCGAGGAGAAAUGGCCCGAGUCCCCGCCGACGUUGAAAUAUGAGGGUGUUUCGGAGGGGCCUCGUCGUGAUCAGCAACUGCUGAACGUGAACAACCACAACCCCGGAGAUGGUUUUCCCAAAGGAGGAACGCCCUCGCGACCAGUCGUCUCUGUGCCGAUUGACAAGUGGUACUUCGAAUUGGCCAACAAUGACAACGCCGUGGUAAUCCCUGGAACUACGCAGGUAGACUUUUCAGUGGCCACGGAUGAUAUUCCCGUUACUCGAUGCCAGCGACAUCUACGAGAGGAUACCAAACCUAGUUUGACAUUGCCCGGGUCACCCAUGAAUUCCCAGCCAUGGCGAACGAGAAUCCUUCAUCAACGUCAAACAGAAGAGAAGGACAAUAAGACGUUGACGACGACGACGACGACGUCUCUGUCUCUAGCUCCGAGUAGUAGUGUGGCCCCGACAGCAGUCAGCUCUACGAAGAAUGACUCCAUCCUGGAGAUGAAACCGGUGCUGCCGGCGGUUAUGAUGAGGAAGCCGAAUUUACCGGUGCCUGUGCGGUUCAUCUCGACCACGUCCGUCGUUGUCGACAGUGCUGCUGCUGGGUUGCCGAUUGCCAUCAAUAAGGAAGAGACGGGUUCGUCAACGGUGACUACGCGGCGAACGCCAGCUGCUGUGAACCAAAAGGAGCUCGGAAGGAUCGUCUCUGUGUUGCGUCGGAACGAAAGGAUUCAGAAGCUGUUGCGAAGAGCCAAGGCGAAGCUCGCGAAACGUCGCCAGCAACCGCAGAAGAAAGAGCGCAAGGGGCGAGUCGAUGAUGUCCAAGCUGGGCUUCAGGUGCCGCGUCAGGCGAUGGCGGGGUCGUCCUUGGAUCCGGCGGUCUUGGCGUCUAGUAGUCAGCAGUUCCCGGUGGGAGGGUUCAACAGCGCACCUGCUCUUGUACAGGUGCCUCGUCCAGCAGCAGUAGCUGCCCCAUCGGCAAGGUUUCCUCCCAGUCUGUCAUUUCCGGGCACCCGGCCGGACAUUGCCGGCGUUGGACAACAGCUCAUUCCUCCGCACAAUAAGAUGCUCGUCUCUUCCCCUGCUGCUGAAGCUGCGAGAGCCUCGACUGAGGAGGCCCUGCAAAAGACGGUCGCAAAACUCGGAAAGCAGAUGUCGGAACUGACUGCUGCUACUUCUGAUGAAGGGCUGAAAAAAUUGCAAUCCUCCGACACCCCAAACGGAACGCGGACCCCUUUCGCAUUGCUGAGGGAUAUCGUGGGCCCCGCUGGCGACAACGGGUUGCAGAAACCAGAUGAGGGGUUGCCUCUGUGGAGAGCUCGGAGCAACCACGCGGCGCUCUUCAAGGACAUCUCCGACUCUGCCCACGAGGCGACCAACAAGGUCCAUGAGGGCAAGAAUAAAACGGGAUAGCUAUGGUGAAGGAUACAUGCACAAGCAUGAAAGAACUUGUUCCUUUUUGGUUUUGGGCAACCUCGUUUAUUUCACGAAAAAUAAAACAACAUGAUGAUGAUACGCGGUUCUUAUUGAACGCAGAAUAUAGAAUUACAAUAUUGCGCGCGCGCUCACACUCGAGAGGAGUGGAUGGUGGGGCGCCAUCUUGAUUCAGCACCGGGAAGUGUCGCUAGAGUCGGCUGUCACAGCGUCGCAGACGUAAUCUGCGCGGCAUUCUGCGUCGCAGUCUGGCUUCCUCGGAGAGUUUUUCCAGUAGCCGCUGCAAUCAGAUGAGCGAUGUUGAAUGAAUGAAAUUCGAAUAUUGUGAUUGAAAAAAAAAAAAAUUAUUUCCCCCCCCCCACUUUGAAUAAGCCUAGAAAAUACUGUUCGGUGAUGGGAAGCGUUUAAUGUACGUAAUUUUUUUAAUUGAAUGACGGAACAUGUAAAUCGCAAGAUACUUCAUUGAAAUUUGAACUCAUUUCCAAAUUGAGAAAUCGGAAGAAUUGUGACGAAUGGCUUAUUUUUAAGCAAAUUCCGGAGGUUUUCAAUUUCAUUCCGCACUUUGCUCAUGAGCGUUUAUUAUUGUUCUUGAUAUAUACAGUAUUGCGCUUAUAAAACCGGACAUAAUCCGAUCUGUUGAUGCAUUUGAUUUUUCACUCAACAGCUGUGACGGAUGCAUACAUGUAGUAGUUGUGCAUUUUUGCCUGCUGUAUAGAUGCAUUGUGCAGUCACAAACAACGAUGAGAAGAAUAUUCAACAAUAAUAAGGUCGAGUGCAUCAAAAAAUGUGUCGUAUUUGCCUUGAUGAUUCUUUCAUAUUUCAUGCGUAUACAGCUCUUAGCUCUGCAUUACCUUUUUUAUGGCAUCCUUUAUGAUUUUUAUUGUGUUUCUGACCCAAACUUGGUGCUGUGAAAAUUUUCGUGCGUGAAAAAUGGCUAGAUUAGCAUCAGUCUUAUUCCAGCCCUGAAAAGGUUUCACGUUAGUUCUGUUGAUUUCAUAUCGAUGAGUCACUGCAUGUACACAGUUUUUUUUUUUUCUUUUUUUCUUCUUUCGAGCGCGGAAAUUAUGGUGACACGAACUUGUAGUAAAAGUCGAAGACGGCCUGGUCCGUCCCUAGCUGGUCGGCGAGCUGCGCCAUGGACGCUGGCGACAAGUCUGGCAGCCCGUAGGCCGCCUUGAAGUUGUAGAACUUGUACCAAUCCGGCACUCCGGCUGCAUUGGCGGGUUCCAGGUCGAAGAGCCAGGUCUCGUGGUCCAUGAGGGCCCAGGUGCUGUCCUCGACGCCGCGGUUGCCGUCAGCGUAGAAUACGCGGUAGCCCGGGUUCAGCUCGGUGUAGGUGGUGAUGCUGGGCGCCAUGAAGGCCACCGACGUGGCCCUGGCUGAGGCGCCGUCGUAGAACACGUUGAUUUCGUCGUUGUGCGUGUGGCCGUAGAACUGGCCGCGGAUCGUGGCCUCGUACCGGCUCACGAUCCGGUGAAAGUUGUGGCUCCACACGGGGAUCAUGCUGCCUGCAAAUCAAUCAAGAACAGGACUGUAGUGCUGUUGUUGUUGAAGAGUGGUGCUGCUUGCCUGGUGGGAUGUGGCUGAUGAGGUAGACGGCUUCCCCGGCUGUCUCCGCCGCCUGGAGUUGUUGGGCCAGCCAGGCGAGGACGCCGUUGGGGUCUGGGAUGUCCAUCCAGAUGAGCCAGUUGUUGUCGUAGGCGUAGAUGUCGUUGAAGCUGAUGACGCGCAACUUGGUGCCUGGCACGAGGACGGAGAAGCUGCCCGAGUGGCGAACGGACUCCUCUUGGUCGGCCGGCAGCCACGUGCUCCACUCUCGCCACGCGGCGUCGUACACCCAUUGCGUCGACAGUUCCGCCGGCAGGUUGUCGAGGCCGUCGAACGAGUAUCUGCGUGUUAUAUAUGAUGGUGCUGCGAAAGGACGUGGUCCAGUGUGGCCUGCACGGUAAGCAACGGGAUGUCGCAGUCUGCGUAGGAGCCAAAGAGCCCGGCUGCAGUGUUGGGGGAAUCGGCUGGGCCGUCGAUGCUCUGACAACAGAUGAUCUUGCUGCACUGCUCCUCGCUCCCUUCCUCGUAGAUCAUGUCCAAGUGCAUGUCGGAGAUGUGCAGAACCUUCACUCCUUCCGUCCCCUCCUGCGUGAUGCGAGAGCAGGGGGGGGGGCGUGUUAUUAUCAAUAAUAAUCCCAAAAUAUAGCGUACCGAGAGUGCAUAUGUACUGUACAGCAGUAUGUAGUUAACUAUGUAUCCUUUCUUCAUGUGAAAUAUAUGUGCCGAAAUGAUUAUGCUGUCUUGUUUGGUAUACUGCUGUAUAUACUUACGGGAACUGCAGGGUACUCCACAUUGUCGGG
Messenger RNA from Notodromas monacha, 5023 nucleotides. The record is from the annotation of a GenBank genome assembly. NCBI's taxonomy places the organism in Eukaryota, Metazoa, Arthropoda, Ostracoda, Podocopida, Cyprididae.